This is a messenger RNA of Penicillium samsonianum, 1488 nucleotides long. RefSeq names its product tRNA 1-methyladenosine methyltransferase subunit GCD14 (gene trm61). NCBI's taxonomy places the organism in Eukaryota, Fungi, Ascomycota, Eurotiomycetes, Eurotiales, Aspergillaceae. The transcript has a single exon. The record is from RefSeq and is a predicted model, not a curated record. Gene Ontology annotation, biological process: tRNA methylation. Bases 1 to 1488 code for a protein of 495 amino acids. Gene Ontology annotation, cellular component: tRNA (m1A) methyltransferase complex; nucleus.
AUGACGUCCCCAUUCCUCACCCGGAACGCCCUGGCCGAUACAGAUAGCCUCGCCCUUUUGCAACUCCGUCGCGACCAGAUCAUUCCGACGAUCCUCCGCGACCAUGACGAUGAGAACCAAGGAUAUUGGGAAGGCAAAGUCACCAACACCCGCUUCGGCUCAUUCCCACACAGCACUCUAAUCGGGCAACCCUGGGGCGCGCAAGUUGUCGCUUCAAAAGUCGACACAGGCUCGCGCGGUCGCAACAAACCCGCCAAGCGCAAAGCCGAAGAGCUUGAUGCUGAGGCAACAACAACUGGCGCAGAGGAGGAGAACAAUAAGCCAUCAUUAAGAGCCCCUGUCUCUGCGGAAAGCGGGUUCCUACACAUCCUCGCCCCAACCCCCGAAGCGUGGACCAUAUCUCUUCCGCACCGCACGCAGGUCGUCUACACCCCAGACUACAGCUACAUCCUCCACCGACUCCGUGCACGACCUGGGUGUACAGUGAUUGAAGCCGGCUCCGGCAGCGGCUCGUUCACGCAUGCCUCCGCUCGCGCCGUUUUCAACGGGUAUCCCGGGACAGAAGAAGCAACCAAACGGCGACGACUAGGGAAGGUAUGCAGUUUCGAAUUCCACGAACAGCGCGCGGCGAAAGUGCGGCAGGAACUCCGAGACCACGGUCUCGACGGGGUGGUGGAGGCUACGCAUCGCGACGUCUAUGAGGACGGAUUUUUGUUAGGCGAUCCGAAAACCGGCAAAUCACCCAAAGCCAACGCCAUCUUCCUGGAUCUUCCUGCUCCCUGGCUCGCGCUGAAACAUCUUGUGCGCAAUCCACCCGAUGGACAGGAAUCGGCUCUCGACCCUGAAUCGCCCGCUUAUCUGUGCACAUUCUCGCCCUGUCUCGAGCAGGCAGAGCGUACAAUCCGCACUAUGCGCAAGCUGUCAUGGCUCAAUAUUUCAAUGGUGGAAGUCGCCCAGCGUCGGCUUGAUGUCAAGCGGGAUCGUAUUGGGCUGGAUACCGAGGGCGUGCGCGGAGCUACACUGUUUCCCAAGACCGUCGAGGAGGCAGUCGCAAAGCUUCGCAGUGAUGAACAACGUGCCAAGCUCAUGCGUGACAACCGAAUGACCAAAGACCAGCCAGAUUAUCAGCCGUUUGUGAAAGAGACACCGUUCUAUAAAGAGAAGACUGAAGUCCCUGUAUAUGCUCAGGGUCGCUUGACGCAUCGGUCAGAGCCGGAUCUCCGAACUCACACCUCAUACUUGGUCUUUGCGAUCCUGCCUCGGGCUUGGUCUGAAGAAGAUGAGAAAAAGUGCCGGGAUCAAUGGCCAUCCGCCAAGGUUAAGCCCGAUAAUGAGCCGAAGAUGAGCAAGAAGCAAAUGAAGAGAGAGGCUGCAAUGGAACGGGCAAAGCUUCGCGACCAACGGAAGCAAUCGGAAGAAAAUACACAGCCAGAAUCGGAAGAUAAGCCUGAGGAAGUAAAGGUCGAAGGAGAGAGCACCGAGGCAUGA